UGGAGUGUAGUUCGGGAAAAGGGAGGGGGUCAGACCCUAGUGAUAGUAGUUAGUAACAAAACGCAAAUAAACAAUCUCUUAGGGCAGUAAACAACGUGGGUCCUUGGGAACUCGCCAUCGGAGACAUUCCGGUCGCCAUUGGGGGCUUGGAGAGAGUCUCGGUGGCAAUUUUUACCUGUUCCUUCUUACAAAGCGGCGUGCCGAGGGAGGACGCGUCUCUUUGAAUAGACAGGAUGCACGGACCGCCCUCCGGCGACAGCGCAUGCCCAUUGCGCCUCAUCAGGAGAGUGCAAUUCGGCAUCAUCAGCCCAGAUGAGCUUAAACGGAUGUCUGUCACAGAAGGGGGUAUCAAGUACCCCGAAACCACAGAAGGAGGGCGCCCCAAACUUGGGGGACUCAUGGAUCCACGGCAAGGGGUCAUCGAGAGGUCGGGCAGAUGCCAGACAUGUGCAGGUAACAUGACGGAAUGCCCAGGCCACUUCGGCCACAUCGAGCUGGCCAAGCCUGUCUUUCACGUGGGCUUCAUCACCAAGAUCAUGAAGGUGCUCCGCUGUGUCUGCUUCUUCUGCUCCAAGCUGCUGGUGGACUCGAAUAACCCAAAGAUCAAGGACAUCCUGAUAAAGUCGAAGGGGCAGCCCCGGAAGCGCCUGACGCACGUCUACGACCUGUGCAAGGGCAAGAACAUCUGCGAGGGGGGCGAGGAGAUGGACAACAAGUUUGGCGUGGAGCAGGCCGAGACAGAGGAGGACAUCACCAAGGAGAAGGGCCACGGCGGCUGUGGGCGGUACCAGCCGCGGAUCCGGCGCUCGGGGCUGGAGCUGUACGCGGAGUGGAAGCACGUGAAUGAGGACUCCCAGGAGAAGAAGAUCCUGCUGAGCCCCGAGCGCGUGCACGAGAUCUUCAAGCGCAUCUCGGACGAGGAGGACAUCAUCCUGGGCAUGGACCCCAAGUACGCCCGGCCCGAGUGGAUGAUCGUCACCGUGCUGCCCGUGCCGCCGCUCGCCGUGCGGCCCGCCGUCGUCAUGCAGGGCUCUGCCCGUAACCAGGACGAUCUGACGCACAAGCUGGCUGACAUCGUGAAGAUCAACAACCAGCUGCGGCGGAACGAGCAGAGCGGCGCGGCGGCGCACGUCAUCGCCGAGGACGUCAAGCUGCUGCAGUUCCACGUGGCCACCAUGGUGGACAACGAGCUGCCAGGCCUGCCCAGGGCCAUGCAGAAAUCCGGCCGCCCCCUCAAAUCCAUCAAACAGCGGCUGAAGGGUAAGGAGGGCCGCGUCCGUGGCAACCUGAUGGGCAAGCGUGUGGACUUCUCGGCCCGUACCGUCAUCACUCCCGACCCCAACCUGCAGAUCGACCAGGUGGGCGUCCCGCGCUCCAUCGCCGCCAACAUGACCUUCCCUGAGAUCGUCACCCCCUUCAACAUCGACAGACUUCAGGAAUUGGUGCGGAGGGGGAACAGUCAGUACCCCGGGGCCAAGUACAUCAUCCGCGAUAACGGGGACCGCAUCGACCUGCGUUUCCACCCCAAACCCAGCGACUUGCACCUACAGAUCGGCUACAAGGUGGAGCGGCACAUGUGCGACGGUGACAUCAUCAUCUUCAACAGGCAGCCCACGCUGCACAAGAUGUCCAUGAUGGGGCACAGGGUCCGCAUCCUGCCCUGGUCCACCUUCCGACUCAACCUGAGUGUGACCACCCCCUACAACGCUGACUUCGACGGGGACGAGAUGAACCUGCACCUGCCACAGUCCCUGGAGACGCGGGCGGAGAUCCAGGAGCUGGCCAUGGUGCCCCGCAUGAUCGUCACGCCCCAGUCCAACCGGCCCGUCAUGGGCAUCGUGCAGGACACCCUCACCGCCGUGCGCAAGUUCACCAAGCGCGACGUCUUCCUGGAGCGGGGCGAGGUGAUGAACCUCCUCAUGUUCCUGUCCACUUGGGACGGCAAGGUCCCCCAGCCGGCCAUCCUGAAGCCCCGCCCGCUCUGGACCGGCAAGCAGAUCUUCAGCCUCAUCAUCCCAGGCCACAUCAACGUCAUCCGAACCCACAGCACCCACCCCGACGAGGAGGACAGCGGCCCCUACAAGCACAUCUCCCCCGGUGACACUAAGGUGAUUGUGGAGAACGGGGAGCUGAUCAUGGGCAUCCUCUGCAAGAAGUCCCUGGGCACGUCGGCUGGCUCCCUGGUGCACAUCUCCUACCUGGAGAUGGGCCACGACGUCACCCGCCUCUUCUACUCCAACAUCCAGACCGUGGUCAACAACUGGCUGCUCAUCGAGGGUCACUCCAUCGGUAUCGGGGACUCAAUCGCUGACUCAAAGACUUACCUGGACAUUCAGAACACCAUCAAGAAGGCCAAGCAGGAUGUGAUAGAGGUCAUUGAAAAAGCCCACAACAAUGAGCUGGAGCCCACGCCCGGCAACACCCUGCGGCAGACCUUCGAGAACCAGGUGAACCGCAUCCUGAACGAUGCCCGUGACAAGACCGGCUCCUCGGCCCAGAAGUCCCUGUCCGAGUACAACAACUUCAAGUCCAUGGUGGUGGCCGGGUCCAAGGGCUCCAAAAUCAAUAUCUCGCAGGUCAUUGCAGUGGUGGGGCAGCAGAAUGUGGAGGGUAAGCGCAUCCCGUUCGGCUUCAAGCACCGCACCCUGCCACACUUCAUCAAGGACGACUACGGGCCCGAGAGCAGGGGCUUCGUGGAGAACUCCUACCUGGCCGGCCUCACGCCCACAGAGUUCUUCUUCCACGCCAUGGGAGGCAGAGAGGGGCUGAUCGACACGGCUGUGAAAACCGCCGAGACAGGUUACAUCCAGCGCCGUCUGAUCAAAUCCAUGGAGUCUGUGAUGGUGAAGUAUGACGCCACGGUGCGGAACUCCAUCAACCAGGUGGUGCAGCUGCGCUACGGAGAGGACGGGCUGGCGGGGGAGGCUGUGGAGUUCCAGAACAUGGCAACCCUCAAGCCCUCCAACAAGGCCUUUGAGAAGAAAUUCAAAUUCGACUGCAGCAACGAGCGGGCUCUGCGGCGCACCCUGCAGGAGGACGUGGUGAAGGACGUGAUGACCAACGCGCACGUGCAGAGCGCCCUGGAGCACGAGUUCGAGAAGAUGAGGGAGGACCGCGAGAUCCUGCGCGCCAUCUUCCCCACCGGAGACAGCAAGGUGGUGCUGCCCUGUAACCUUGCCAGGAUGAUCUGGAACGCCCAGAAGAUCUUCCGCAUCAAUCCCCGCACUCCCACAGACCUCAACCCCCUGCGUGUCGUGGAAGGCGUGCAUGAGCUGAGCAAGAAGCUGGUGAUCGUGAACGGGGAUGACCCGCUGAGCCGGCAGGCGCAGGAGAACGCCACGCUCCUCUUCAACAUCCACCUGCGCUCUACCCUCUGCUCGCGCCGCAUGACCGAGGAGUUCCGCCUCAGCUCCGAGGCCUUCGAGUGGCUGCUGGGCGAGAUCGAGACCAAGUUCAACCAGUCCAUCGCACACCCUGGAGAGAUGGUGGGCGCCCUGGCCGCCCAGUCUCUGGGAGAGCCGGCCACCCAGAUGACCCUGAACACUUUCCACUACGCCGGUGUGUCCGCCAAGAACGUCACCCUGGGUGUGCCCCGACUUAAGGAGCUGAUCAACAUCUCCAAGCGGCCCAAGACCCCCUCGCUGACCGUCUUCCUGCUGGGCCAGGCGGCGCGUGACGCUGAGAGGGCCAAGGACAUCCUGUGCCGUCUGGAGCACACCACCUUGCGGAAGGUGACGGCCAACACGGCCAUCUACUACGACCCCAACCCGCAGAGCACGGUGGUGACGGAGGACCAGGAGUGGGUGAACGUGUACUACGAGAUGCCCGACUUCGACGUGACGCGCAUCUCUCCCUGGCUGCUCCGCAUCGAGCUGGACCGCAAGCACAUGACUGACCGCAAGCUGACCAUGGAGCAGAUCGCUGAGAAGAUCAACGCAGGUUUUGGAGAUGAUCUCAACUGCAUCUUCAACGACGACAACGCCGAGAAGCUCGUGCUGCGAAUUCGCAUCAUGAACAACGACGAGAACAAGUUCCAGGAGGACGAGGAGGUGGUGGACAAGAUGGACGACGACGUGUUCCUGCGCUGCAUCGAGUCCAACAUGCUGACGGACAUGACGCUGCAGGGGAUCGAGCAGAUCAGCAAGGUGUACAUGCACCUCCCUCAGACGGACAACAAGAAGAAGAUCAUUAUCACGGAGGACGGGGAGUUCAAAGCGCUGCAGGAGUGGAUCCUGGAGACGGACGGCGUCGGGCUCAUGAGGGUGCUGAGCGAGAAGGACGUGGACCCGGUCAGAACCACCUCCAACGACAUCGUGGAGAUCUUCACGGUUUUGGGCAUCGAAGCCGUGCGCAAGGCCCUGGAGAGGGAGCUGUACCAUGUCAUCUCCUUCGACGGCUCCUACGUCAACUACCGCCACCUGGCCCUGCUGUGCGACACCAUGACCUGCAGAGGCCACCUGAUGGCCAUCACCCGCCACGGCAUCAACCGGCAGGACACCGGGCCGCUCAUGAAGUGCUCCUUCGAGGAGACGGUGGACGUGCUGAUGGAGGCCUCGUCCCACGGGGAGAGCGACCCCAUGAAGGGCGUGUCCGAAAACAUCAUGCUGGGGCAGCUGGCCCCGGCCGGCACCGGCUGCUUCGAUUUGCUGCUGGACGCCGAGAAGUGCAAGUAUGGCAUGGAGGUGCCCACCAACAUCCCCGGGAUCAGCGUGGCAGGACCGACGGGCAUGUUUUUCGGCUCUGCGCCCAGCCCUAUGAGCGGAAUGUCUCCAGCCAUGACCCCCUGGAACACGGGAGCCACUCCCGCUUACGGCGCCUGGUCGCCCAGUGUGGGCAGUGGAAUGACCCCAGGAGCAGCAGGCUUCUCUCCCAGCGCGGCCUCAGACGCCAGCGGCUUCUCGCCCGGAUACUCCCCGGCCUGGUCACCCACGCCUGGCUCGCCCGGAUCCCCAGGCCCGGCCAGCCCCUACAUCCCCUCCCCAGGUGGUGCUAUGUCUCCCAACUACUCGCCCACCUCCCCUGCCUACGAGCCCCGUUCCCCUGGUGGCUACACGCCUCAGAGCCCGGGCUGCUCGCCCACAUCGCCCUCCUACUCGCCCACAUCUCCAUCUUAUUCUCCCACCAGCCCCAACUACAGCCCAACCUCUCCCUCGUAUUCUCCCACCUCACCCAGCUACUCGCCCACCUCACCCUCAUAUUCGCCGACAUCUCCAAGCUACUCUCCUACUUCGCCCUCCUAUUCCCCGACUUCGCCCUCGUACUCCCCCACCUCUCCCUCUUACUCCCCCACCUCUCCUAGCUACAGCCCCACUUCCCCUAGUUACAGCCCCACGUCGCCAAGCUACAGCCCCACAUCACCGUCAUAUUCCCCUACGUCACCCUCAUACUCGCCCACCUCUCCGUCCUACUCUCCGACAUCACCCAGUUACUCCCCCACCUCUCCCUCAUACUCCCCAACCUCUCCCAGCUACAGCCCCACCUCCCCCAACUAUACACCCACCUCACCCUCUUACUCUCCCACAUCACCUUCUUACUCCCCAACGUCACCCUCCUACUCCCCAACCUCACCCAACUACACCCCUACCAGCCCCAACUACUCCCCCACCUCUCCCUCGUACUCCCCCACCUCGCCAUCCUACUCCCCAUCCAGUCCUCGCUACACCCCUCAGUCGCCCACCUACACACCCAGCUCGCCCUCUUACAGCCCGAGCUCACCCUCCUACUCCCCCACCUCGCCCAAGUACACGCCCACGUCCCCCUCCUACAGCCCCAGCUCCCCGGAGUACACGCCCACGUCCCCGAAAUACUCCCCCACCUCUCCGAAGUACUCUCCGACGUCCCCCAAGUACAGCCCCACCUCGCCCACCUACUCCCCGACCACCCCGAAGUACUCUCCGACCUCGCCCACCUACUCUCCCACCUCGCCCACCUACACACCCACUUCGCCCAAGUACUCGCCCACCUCUCCCACGUACUCGCCCACCUCCCCCAAGUACUCGCCCACCUCGCCCACCUACUCGCCCACCAGCCCCAAGGGCUCCACCUACAGCCCCACCUCCCCAGGUUACAGCCCUACCUCCCCCACCUACAGCCUCACCAGCCCCGCCAUCAGCCCGGACGACAGCGACGAGGAGAACAACUGAGCGCGCUUGGGGGGAAAGGACUGAUGCGGCUCCUUCCGGCCCGCCCGCUCGCCUCCCCCUCUCCCCGGGGCACGCAACGGAAGGACCACCCCUCUCUGGCCGUGCGGCGGGGAGGAGGCAGAGGAACUCGGGGGUCCCACGUGUGAAUUUCCGGACUUUGCGCCUAGCCUCUCUCGUUUUCGGGGGCUCUCCAUAUUUACUAAUGUAUUUGAUAGACUUGAACUAUUGGCCUGAAAAGGCUGCCUUUUGGAUAGACAUUUUGUUGUGGUGUUGGGUGUUACCAUGGUGGGUAAUGCUUCCCUUCCUUUUUUUCAAAAGGAGGAAAGGAGGGACCUCUUGGAGUGAAUACUUUGAAACAUUUUCCCCCCACCUUACCCCUCUCUGUGUCUCUCUCUCUCUCAAAUUCACAGCUAGCAGAAAUAUAGAAGUGCAGUAUUGCAAAAAGUCUUUAGAAACUGAAGUAUUUUUAAUCCCAGAUAUUUAAAAAAAAAAAAAAGACUAGCCUGAAAUAGAAAUCACUUUAGAACAGUAGAGUGAGAGACGCUGACUUUUUGCAUAUUUUCUGAAAUGUCUUUUCCUGGAAUAUCUGUUUUCUGUAAGAUUUUACAGGUGGCUUACCAGGUACUGGGAAUGGAAGGUAAACUAACGUAUGAGUUUCUAGACCUGGUUUAAGAAGGCUAGACUUAACGAUACAGUCAGUCCCGAAGUGCAGUGUUCUUUGUUGGAGGGACUAAAAUGGAUUUUCUUUCGGCAGUUGAGAUGAACUCUGCACAGAAAAUGGCUCAAAGAAAAAAAAAAAUGGAAUGUCGUAAUAGAAUUAUUACGAUUCUCUGUACUGCUUUUUUCAGUGCGUGACGUAUGCAAUACUAGUGUAGCUAAAGGUUUAUGCCACUGGUUUUAGGUGCCUGUGUCGGCAAAUGGUGUAGAGGCAUGGGAGGUUGGGUGGGGAAGAUGGUGUAAGGAAGCGAUGCCUUUUUCCUGUGGUUGGGAAAUGUUGUUGGGGGUUGGGGGGGCUUGUUUCAACCCCCACCACCCUCCACAACAGUUCUCCCUCCCCAAAGAUACAAACCUGACCCCUGCCAGCAUCUAGCUGCCAGUCUCAGUUUGGGCAGUUGUACAACAAUGACGAAACGAUUGCCAGAAAUCACACUUCCUGUACACAAGGAAGCAGAACGUUUAAUGAAAUAAUGAUUUUUUUUUGUCUUUGUUUUUGGUUGAGCUAAAAAUGGGGGAGUAGGUGAAAGGGGGUUUAGUUGGUGCUUUGGUCAUUGUUUGCAUGAGUAGCACCUGUUAAUACGUUUUAAUCAAGUUUUAGGUUUAAAUCUUCUUUAAAACCACCCCCCACACACACCUUUUCAAUAUUUCUUCGAUAUCUAACUAGCCUGUGUAUAAAUACUUUGUUUCUCUUUUUUGGAGUUCAGUUUAUUUAAGGAAAGAGAAACUGUUCUCUGUGUGAAUAAUUAAGGAAAUUUUACAAAUGUUGAGGUUAAAUGAUUUUUUUUUUUGUGC
This is a messenger RNA of Megalops cyprinoides (Indo-Pacific tarpon), 7652 nucleotides long. RefSeq names its product RNA polymerase II subunit A (gene polr2a). Gene Ontology annotation, cellular component: RNA polymerase II, core complex. Gene Ontology annotation, molecular function: DNA binding. Gene Ontology annotation, biological process: transcription by RNA polymerase II. The transcript has 29 exons. The record is from RefSeq and is a predicted model, not a curated record. NCBI's taxonomy places the organism in Eukaryota, Metazoa, Chordata, Actinopteri, Elopiformes, Megalopidae. Bases 234 to 6143 code for a protein of 1969 amino acids.